Sorex fumeus (smoky shrew) is the source of this 1396-nucleotide messenger RNA. RefSeq names its product CD151 molecule (Raph blood group) (gene CD151). The record is from RefSeq and is a predicted model, not a curated record. Lineage: Eukaryota; Metazoa; Chordata; Mammalia; Eulipotyphla; Soricidae. Gene Ontology annotation, cellular component: membrane. The transcript has 9 exons. Bases 226 to 987 code for a protein of 253 amino acids.
CGGGCCGGGCCGGGCUCCAGUCGCGCUUGCAGGCCGCGGACCCCGCAUUCUCCGCGCGUCCGGCCGCCGCCCCCGCAGGCUCGCGCCGCCGGGCCCGACUCCGAGCGUGGCGGCGCAGCCUGUGGCCUGAGGCCUGCCCACCUGCCCACCUGCCCACCUGCCCCGCGGCGGACUUCCUGCCAGCCAGUCCAGGCCCGGCGUUGAGGGUGCUGACAGCCCUCCAGGAUGGGGGAGUUCAGCGAGAAGAACGCCACAUGUGGCACCGUCUGCCUCAAGUACCUGCUGUUCGCCUUCAACUGCUGCUUCUGGCUGGCUGGCCUGGCUGUCAUGGCCGUGGGCAUCUGGACGCUGGCCUUCAAGAGCGAUUACAUCAGUCUGCUGGCCUCGGGCACCUACCUGGCCACGGCCUACAUCCUGGUGGUGGCUGGGGUGGUCGUCAUGGUGACCGGGGUCCUGGGCUGCUGCGCCACGUUCAAGGAACGCCGGAACUUGCUGCGGCUGUACUUCAUCCUGCUGCUCAUCAUCUUCCUGUUGGAGACCAUCGCUGGCAUCCUGGCCUACGUCUACUACCAGCAGCUGAGCACGGAGCUCAAGGAGAACCUGAAGGACACCAUGACCCAGCGCUACCACCAGCGGGGCCAUGAGGGCGUGACCAGUGCAGUGGACAAGCUGCACCAGGAGUUCCACUGCUGUGGCAGCAACAACUCCUACGACUGGAGGGACAGCCGGUGGGUGCACUCCGAGGAGGCGGACGGCCGCGUGGUGCCGGACAGCUGCUGCAAGACUGUGGUGUCUGGCUGUGGGGUGCGGGACCACGCCUCCAACAUCUACCGGGUGGAGGGCGGCUGCAUCUCCAAGCUCGAGAGGUUCAUACAGGAGCACCUGCGGAUCAUCGGUGCCGUGGGCAUUGGUAUCGCCUGUGUGCAGGUCUUCGGCAUGAUAGCCACGUGCUGCCUGUACAAGAGCCUGAAGCUGGAGCACUACUGACUCCGGCCCGCACCUCGCCGCCGCCGCCCCACUACUGAGCGAACACUACUGAGCAUUGGGCCACGCGUGCCUUUCUGCAUGCCACAGUUCCCGGGGCCCCUCCCCAGGGCUGCAAGGGCCCUUGAGGUGGGGUCCCGGCGACCUGGAGUCUCCCCAGCUCCUGACAAACCCAGGGUACUCGGAUGGUACCUAAGUGCCAAGGGACGCUGCCCACCGCUGAAUCCCGGCUCACCGUCCAGGGAGCAGCUGGCAGGACCCUGUCUAGAGGCCAUGUCCCCACUGCUGUGCUAAAGCCCGAGUCGAGUCCCUCCAGCCCGGGCCCCCACGUCCCCACUGCUGUACGAGUGCCUCGGUUGACCUGUGUACGCCAAAACUGAAUAAACGCGGCACAGCUGGGCAGACAGCCCGC